Molecule: messenger RNA, 546 nt
Organism: Parnassius apollo (apollo)
Lineage: Eukaryota; Metazoa; Arthropoda; Insecta; Lepidoptera; Papilionidae
Source: the annotation of a GenBank genome assembly
AUGGCAAAGCAGAGCAAUGAAGGCAUGGUUGUUCUGAACUGGCGUGAUAAACGCGACGUACGGAUGCUUACCACGAAAACGUCUGCUCUUGAAAUGGUGCCAAAUAAUAGCAGAAAUACGAAAGCAAUGCACACUAAACCCAAAUGUAUAGCUGACUACAAUAAAGGUGCUGCAGAUACUUACAAAUCAAAAUGGUUUACUUACGACGAGUUUGCUUUCAUGGCCGAUAAGAAUGACUCCGGGACAACAAGGGAUACACUCCAACAGGAAGAAAGUAAUAGCACCACUGGUAGCGGAGAACAUGCUAUCAAUGAAAAUGCUCUAGAAAACGUAGACAAUCACACAACUGAGAAUGUUAAUAAUCAAAUGCAAGAUAUGAAUGAUCAGUGUAUACGAACUGAACCUUCUGUACCAUCUGAACAACCUGCUGCCCAAUCUAAUGUGCAAAACACCCAACACAAUGUUCAAACCCAAAAAAGGAAUCAAAAUAAAAGAAGAAAAAAAAACAUCUUCACAUGGUUCCGAAGAUAUUAUGAUAACAGAUGA